AUGUAUAGUAAUAAUGACUAGUAUAAAAAACCCUAAACAGCAAAGAGUAAUAACUCUAGAAGAACCUUGCUAAGCAGGUAAUUAAAGCAAGGUGAAGAUCAAGCUACAAAUAAAAAUCAAAGUCAUUACAAUUUGAUAAAGAAUUUGGAGGAAAAGGACAUUAGAAACCUAUCAAAAGUCAUUGAAAACAGUAUAGUCAGUUAGAUGAGAAGAGGAGGUGGGCAUGUUGCUCGCAACAGACAUUAAUCAUUCAAGGGAUAAGAGGAUAUUCCUGGCUAGCAAGAAUAUGAUAGAAAUCAAGACUCUAAAAACAAAAAUCAUGCCUCUGAACAUUAUGUGAAUCAUAUUAGAUAUGGAAUAACUUCAAUUGAUACCAACAUUGAACUGAAAAAAUUUAUAGUAAAGUAAACAGAAAAAAAGUAAAACUGCAAGAAUAGACUUUAAAAUGAUAUUAGGAUCUUCAUGGAUGACUUAAUAAAAAUUAAGGAAAGCAAGUAGCCCUCAUCAACUUCAGGAUUAGUCAAGCAAAAGACACAAACCAAAUUCCAAAGAAAGCAGGAUGAAAAUUAAGAUGUAAACAAUCUACCUGGUUUCAACUCCACUAAAAAUUAAAGAUUGAAAUCAGCAACUAACUACAGUAGCAGAGACCGAGGAUUAGCAAUGAGAAGACAUCAGUUGAAUUUACUCAACAAAGCUAAUACAACAAAUUAUGAAAUAACUAAUUCUUAGCCUAUCAUUUCAAGAUAAGGAGCAAUCACAAGCUAUGGAUCUGAUAUCUAAUCACCUCAUGAUUUGGAAAAUGCAGGAUAUAGAUAUAGAAAUACUAAGUUAAGUUAGAGUAUAAAUGAUCAAAUUUCUUAAGGAUCGAUCCCUAAUAAUGUAGCACUUAAUAUAACAACCACAGCUAAUAUGUUUGAUAAUAAGGGAUUCAGAAAUAUAUACAAGGGUAAAAAGACUCCAGUGGAUAAAAGUAUGUAGCUGAGAAAUAUAAUUGAUUAAUGUGACAAUUUUAAAAAGAAAAACGAUAACUUAGUAUUCAAAGUCUCAAAGUAAAAAUAAAGAUUUUUGAGAAUGAAAGGCAUGAUCCAAAGAAAUAUAGAUAGAAAUAUGGGUGAUAGGCCAAAUAUUGCUGAUGAUAUGGAGUUAAUGCAAAUUCUUUCAAACUAUCAUAUGUGA
Molecule: messenger RNA, 1176 nt
Organism: Stylonychia lemnae
Lineage: Eukaryota; Ciliophora; Spirotrichea; Sporadotrichida; Oxytrichidae
Source: the annotation of a GenBank genome assembly